Ictalurus furcatus (blue catfish) is the source of this 3606-nucleotide messenger RNA. It is a transcript of the gene terf2, whose product is annotated as telomeric repeat binding factor a. Gene Ontology annotation, cellular component: nucleus; chromosome, telomeric region; shelterin complex. The coding region runs from base 1 to 1950 and encodes 649 amino acids. The record is from RefSeq and is a predicted model, not a curated record. Gene Ontology annotation, molecular function: protein homodimerization activity; double-stranded telomeric DNA binding; telomerase activity. Gene Ontology annotation, biological process: negative regulation of telomeric D-loop disassembly; protection from non-homologous end joining at telomere; protein localization to chromosome, telomeric region. NCBI's taxonomy places the organism in Eukaryota, Metazoa, Chordata, Actinopteri, Siluriformes, Ictaluridae. The transcript is spliced from 12 exons.
AUGGCGUCGUCCAGCAACAAUAGCAACAAACAACUUAGCGACGAACAUAUUAUCAACCGCUGGAGUUUCGACUUUUACGUCUUUAAAGCUUUCGAGGCGUUUCGAAACGAAGACUAUGACAGUUUCAUUGAGCUCAGGAACCUCAUCGAGAGUUUGGUGGUCAGACCCAUUGACGGACACACUGACAUGACCAUCAAACUGCGAUUCCUGCAGUUCCUCUCACGGAUCGUUGACGGAGACAAACUUGAUGUUACUUUUGAAAAGCCUCUAACACCUCUCGAAUCGGCACUGAGCGUGCUAGAAUCCAUCUGUACAGAAAUGGAUGUUCCACAAGAGAUACUCGAGCGAGUUCACAUCUCAGUCAGGGAAAUGCUUAUUGUUGUUUGCAUAAAGAGCAAACAGUUUGAAAAAGCUCAGGAGAUGCUGCAUAAACACUUUCCCAAAGGAAUGGACUCAGCUGGCAAGAAAAAGCUCUAUGUAGAUCUGAUGAAAAGACGAUGCAGCACACAUUCAGUUCUGAACGUGAUCUCGUACAGUGAAUUCAAACAGGACAUGCUAGACUUCAUCGAGAAACUCCACCACAUUCCGGAGCCUUUUUUAGUCAAGAUGGUCAAAGUCUCAAGACAAGGAAAGACUGUAGAUGUUGGGGCCUCAUGUAAGCCUCAAGCCGUUAGGGCUAGCAACGUCCAGUCGUGUACACAGGACAAAGCGAACCGCGGACAUACGGUUCUCCUGCACAAUUCUCCAUCCAAUUCGCAACAGAACACACCAACCAAAAAUAACCUAAGUAGAGCUCCUUCCCCUGCUCUUUUGGUAACAGUGCACCUGACCCAGGGCAACCUGAAAGCUAUCUAUCCCAAGCUUGCUGAGCAAUUUUCUGUCUCUGUCCCCUUCACUCAGCUGGAGGAGGAGGUGGAGCAUGAGGCACAGCAGGAGAACGAAAUCGAUCGUAACAUGGAACUCUGUCUCAAACUCACAGAGACUCCAAUGGAGGAGGUUUUGGAAGAAAGGGAGCAGAGUUCGUGUAUGUGUGAAGAAAGGCCCUCUGAUGACAGUUUGCAGUCACAGCAGCAAUGUGAUGAGUGCUGCACUUCUGUGCAGUCUGAUGCCAGAAGUAAAACAUCAGUGCCCCUGAAACACUGCACAAACCGAGAUGUGGAACAAGAAGAAGAAGUUUCAGAGGUCACACCUUCACUAGUAGAUACACAUGUCCAUCCACGUGCUUUGUCUGCUGAGAAAGGCCCUGCUGGUGUUGUGUCUGGAGUGAGCGUAACUCAGUUGGUGAUGGAGCAGGACAGUACGCCAAGUGAACUAGAAGCCUCUGAUUCUCAGCCUCUGACUCCCAGUCCACUGCAGGUACGCUCUAACAGAGAGGAUCCACUCAGCUCGCUGUCCGUCAACUCUACACCGGUCCGGAAAUACCGCAGACCAGCUCCUCACAGUAAAACAGAGCCUGCUUCCCAAUGGAAGCUUGAAGUGCCUCGGAGCUGUUCCACCCCCAGCAGUGUCGAAAACAGCCCUCCUCCUGCCCAAUGCACAUAUGAUAAGGAAUGUGAGAAACAAGCAACGAAGAGGCUGCACACGAGGAGUGAAGGACAAAGUGAAGAUAGUGUAGAAAGCAUUGUGAUAGACUCGCCACCAUCAGCAAAACAGCCUGAAACCUCCCAUAGAUUGCAUUGGAUGGAUGUGUCUGGAGUCCAGGAAGAGUGGAGUGAUGAAGAGUCACUGUUCUCCGUUUCCACUAAAACAAGUAAAGGUCAAAGCUCAAGUGAUAUUUAUUCCAAAAGGAAGAAGUGGACUGAUGACGAGUCUGACUGGGUGAAGCAAGGAGUUGCCCGUUACGGAGUAGGACGAUGGGAGAGGAUUAAGAGAGCGUUCCCUUUUAAAGGCCGUACAGCAGUCAAUAUCAAAGAUCGCUGGCGCACCAUGAAAAGAUUAAAGAUGGUGUAGACUUGUAAACAAGACAACAUGCAAAAAAAAAAAAAAAAAAUGUUGAGAGAUUUUUGUACAUACACUCACUGUCUGCUUUAUUAGUAUCACCUGUACACCUCAUUCUUGUAAUGAUCUAAUCAGCCAGUCCUGUGACCGCAGCACAGUACAUGCAAUCAUGCAGAUACAGGUCAAGAUUCUGAUGUUUGAUGUAAACACUAACUGAAGCCCUUGACCUGUAUCUGCAGGGUUUUAUGCAUUGUGCUGCUGCCAACGUGUACAGGUGUUCCUAAUAAAGUGGACAGUGAGUGUAUAUCUAAGAAGGCAUUUUGAAACCGAGUUUGAAAUUGACAGCUCGUUUAUGUUAACACAUGUAAAGAUAUUUGUUUUGAAUCCUUGUGUACGGCAUCGUGUCAAGGUUGAGUAAAAGUUGGAAUAAACAUCAAAUAGCAGAAAACGGGCAUCGUUGAUGUCAUUAGCCUACUUAUAUAAAAUGCGCUUUUUUUUUUCCCUUAGCAGAAAUGCCCCAGGUAACAGUCGCCGUGCUUCUGUAUAUUUAUAGAAAUGUUUGUAAUAUAAGUGAAAUGCUCAGUCAGUGAUCUUAAUUAUCUAAGACUGUCCAAGUGCAGGUAUUAUGACCUGUCUAAUACGUUCAACAAUACUGUAGAUUCAGACGUCUUUAAUCUACACUCAUAGUUUAUAGAUUAUUUUUCAUGAAUAAAUACCUGCACGUUUUGCAUAUAAAUUUUGCAUUUUAUAGUGCAACCCUUCAGAAAGGUGUGCAGGUGUGAAAAAAUGUCAUCUCUGCUCCUCUGUUGUAUAUUCUUGCUCAGAUUUUUGUGCACAGAACAUUAUUAUAAACGAAUCAUGUAAAACAGUGAAUGCAUGCACUGCUUAAUUCUGACAUAGCAACCAAUUCAAAGGACUUCUAAUGUGAUGAGGUUUACACGCUUUACCCUGCAUCAGAGAACACUGUUGUGUAGUAAAUGAAAGUCACAUGCCACAAAAAAAAAACAACUGUUACAUGAACAUAGUUUAAUAUCACAGUUAACAUAUGAGCCAGAACAUCAACCUCAGUAACACUUUGUGGCAUCUAUAAAACAUUAAUUACAUCAAAAUGUAACUCAAAGGCACAAAUAACUGCAGUGACAGAAUCAAAUACCUCCAUGUUCAACAUCAUCAUUUACUUUAUUUGUACAGUAAACCCAAAUUAAACGUUUAACUAUCUACCCUGAAACCUUUAUUUAUAGAUUUAUGUUGGUUGGUCAUAUUCACAGUUAAACUUUAAAGCACUUUUAUUAUAAAGGUAAGGUUAUGGAACAACUUUAAGGAAGAGUGUUUUGCAAUUUUGUUUCAAAAGAGGAUGGUUUAUUUAUCCAGUUGAUUGUAAAUCCUACAUAUCAGCUGAGAAAUCUGCAAAUCUGCCAUCAGCACACGUUAUGGACAUUUCAUGGCCCACUAAUAUAUCAUAGCCAACGCAUGCUUCUUAGUAAUAUUUAUAGUGUUGGUGCAUAAAGUAUACCAAUAUGUACUUAAGGUGCUUGGUACGGUAUAUAUCAGUCAGCUGUAUGAUUAAUAGAACAAACUACUGAAAAGGCUGUUAUUGAGCCUGCUUAACUGACUAUACAUUGCAUUAUUUAUGUUGGAAUAUUUUGGUUUACAUCCUUAUAGAAGAUU